Olea europaea var. sylvestris is the source of this 1025-nucleotide messenger RNA. RefSeq names its product transcription factor MYB35-like. The record is from RefSeq and is a predicted model, not a curated record. The transcript has 3 exons. The annotation marks the transcript as partial. NCBI's taxonomy places the organism in Eukaryota, Viridiplantae, Streptophyta, Magnoliopsida, Lamiales, Oleaceae.
UGCCGAAUUUGAUUUGCAGUUGGGAAUAUUAACACAGUUCUCUAUAUUAGCUUACUAGAAGCUCUUUUUUUAUCAAAAUAUAUAAUUCAUCCAAUUUGAACCUGUACACAUUAUUGUUCACUGGAGCCAAGAAAAUGAGAGAGAGAAAGAGAAUGAAUGCAUGCAUUGUAUUUCAUGUCAUAUCAAACGGUUUUCUUCAUCGAUGAUAAAAUCAUGCAAUUGUUGUUAAUUCAGAGCCAAGUUACAUGCAUUUCAUGCUCGCUCACUUGUUAAAUGUCCUCCUUCAAAUGCACUUAAUGCUGUGAAAUUGCGUCAUUAUUGCAUCAGUCCUUUCGUAGUCUCCCUCUCUCUCCCGUCCCCUCACCCCACACGCACACAUACAUAGAAAAAGAAACAGUUCAUCUCUGAUGGGGAGGCCUCCCUGUUGUAAUAAAGCUAACGUUAAAAGAGGCCCUUGGACACCAGAGGAAGAUGCGAAAAUUCUUGCAUAUGUUGCUAGCCAUGGAAUUGGCAACUGGACUUUGGUUCCUCAGAAAGCAGGACUCAACAGAUGUGGAAAGAGCUGUAGGCUAAGAUGGACUAAUUAUUUGCGACCUGAUCUCAAACAUGAUAAUUUUACUCCUGAAGAAGAAGAAUGUAUUCUAGAACUCCACAGAACCAUUGGUAGCAGAUGGUCUCUAAUAGCGAAGCGUUUACCUGGAAGAACAGACAAUGAUGUGAAGAAUUACUGGAACACUAAACUGAAGAAAAAACUUAUGAAAAUGGGAAUAGAUCCAUUAACUCAUAAGCCUUUUUCUCAGAUUGUCACCGAGUAUGGAAUGAUCAGUGGCUUCCCAUGCACUGGUAACAAAAACGCAUUACUCCACACUUCUUUAGCCCGUGCAGAACCAUAUUUACUCAUCGAAGAACUCUCACGUGCAAAAGAAGUCAAUAAACAAAUGAUAGAGAAAUUUCAUAGUCGUGAUCAUGAUCCUUUCUUGAGAAAUCAUCAAUGGAACUCUAUGGCACAGUUUCAAGUCGUGAAC